This is a messenger RNA of Vicia villosa (hairy vetch), 957 nucleotides long. RefSeq lists its product as uncharacterized. The coding region runs from base 1 to 957 and encodes 318 amino acids. The transcript is spliced from 2 exons. Gene Ontology annotation, molecular function: zinc ion binding. The record is from RefSeq and is a predicted model, not a curated record. Lineage: Eukaryota; Viridiplantae; Streptophyta; Magnoliopsida; Fabales; Fabaceae.
AUGGAAUAUUCCAUCGCGUUUUAUGGGCUUUUCAACCUUGCAUACGAGAGUUUGCAUAUUGUAAACCUAUACUGCAAAUCGAUGGAACUUGGUUAUAUGAGUUUCUUUCUAAGGAAUCUCCGAGAAUAUGUUGCUCCUCAACCUGAUAUUUGUUUAAUCUCUGAUAGGCAUGCUUGCAUUGAAAGUGCUUACAACAAUCCAACAAACGGAUGGCAACACCCACCAUCAACACAUGUCUACUGUAUUCGCCAUAUUGCCCAGAAUUUCAUGCGGGAGAUCAAGGAUAGACACCUCCGGAAAACACUGGUCAAUGCGGGAUAUGCGUUAACUCAACCUACAUUCCAACAUUAUCGGAGUGAAAUUGUUUUGUCAAAUACGAAUGCGGGAAGUUGGAUUGAUAACCUUUCUAGAGAGAAAUGGACCAGGGCUUACAACAAUGGCGUGAGAUGGGGCCACAUGACAACAAAUCUAGUAGAAUCCAUGAAUGGUGUUUUUAAGGGCAUCAGAAACCUUCCAAUCACUGCACUGGUGGAGGCAACCUACUUUAGGAUGGCUUCACUAUUCUCAAAAAAAGGUCAAAGGUGGAGUGCUGUUAGAGAAUCAGGUCAACUGUUCAGCGAGAGUUGCAUGAAAUUUAUGAAAGAACAAUCUGCCAAGGCCAACAGUCAUCAUGUAUCUGCUUUUGAUCGAUUUAACCGCACCUUCAGUGUUCUAGAAACAAUUGACCAUAAUGAAGGAUUGCCGAGACAACAAUAUCAGGUUCUACUAGAUGAUCAUUGGUGCGACUGUGGUAAGUUUCAAGCAUUCUGUAUGCCUUGCUCGCAUGUCAUAGCAGCAUGUGCAUUUGCGCACCGAGACGCAUUAUCGCUACUAUCUCCAAUUUACAAGGCUGAGACAUUGCUCCAAGUAUACAGUAUGGCAUUUUCCAAUGAUGGCAAAGUAGGAUUAUUGGCCUGA